AUGGACGGAGAACCGUUCAUAGCAGACGUCAGGGUGAACGGCACAGACUUCGUGCCAUCUCUUGUCGACUAUGGCUGCCUCUGCUACGGCGCGGUUAGCAAGCGCACAUUUCACUCUCUCCAGUUGCCACAUAUACGCGUCCAGCCGCGCAUCUUGGAGAAUGCAGCGGGAGACGGCAAGGAGGUCAAAAUCGACAAGAUCACGUAUGUGUCGAUCGACCUCGAUGGACAUCAGCAGCAUCGUGUUUUCAUGUACGUCAUCGACGAUCUGAACUGGGAUAUGAUCCUGGGUAAACGAUGGAUGGAAGACCAGGAUGUUCACAUCCAUGCGAAGGAAGGAUAUCUCGAGAUCGGGUCCAAUGGAGUUCAAGUACGAGACCGACGACGUUACCAGCCUCCACAGCUAGAUGUCUCUAAUGUCAUGGCCGCAACCUUUUAG
Messenger RNA from Hirsutella rhossiliensis, 438 nucleotides. RefSeq lists its product as uncharacterized. Bases 1 to 438 code for a protein of 145 amino acids. NCBI's taxonomy places the organism in Eukaryota, Fungi, Ascomycota, Sordariomycetes, Hypocreales, Ophiocordycipitaceae. The transcript has a single exon. The record is from RefSeq and is a predicted model, not a curated record.